UGUGUGUCAGCUGUUCUGUGCAGGCAACCCAGGUUUCAUCAGCUGUAGAUUACUUCAUUUGACCACAGAAGGAUCCCCUGAAUGAUUGCAUAGUAUUGGAGAUUUUAUCCUAUAAAUAUUGGAAUAUUUAUAUGAAUAGUAAAACUUUUCCCAUUCUAUUUUUAUUAAAGGAAAACCACUGCAGAAGAAUAAAAAUCCUGGGGGACUGUUACUACUGUGUGUCAGGACUGACCCAGCCCAAAACAGAUCACGCCCAUUGCUGUGUUGAAAUGGGACUGGAUAUGAUUGACACCAUCACGUCUGUUGCAGAAGCCACGGAGGUGGAUCUCAACAUGCGAGUUGGGUUGCACACAGGCAGGGUGCUCUGUGGGGUCCUGGGUCUCCGAAAAUGGCAAUACGAUGUCUGGUCAAAUGACGUGACUUUAGCCAAUGUCAUGGAAGCUGGAGGACUGCCUGGGAAAGUUCACAUUACAAAGACCACCUUAGAGUGCCUAAACGGGGACUACGAGGUAGAGCCAGGGUAUGGGCAUGAAAGGAAUAGUUUCCUGAAGAAGCAUAAUAUUGAAACAUAUUUUAUUGUGCCAUCCCAUCGUAGGAAG
Messenger RNA from Antrostomus carolinensis (chuck-will's-widow), 599 nucleotides. Its product is annotated as adenylate cyclase type 1-like. Gene Ontology annotation, cellular component: plasma membrane. Gene Ontology annotation, molecular function: adenylate cyclase activity. The record is from RefSeq and is a predicted model, not a curated record. Lineage: Eukaryota; Metazoa; Chordata; Aves; Caprimulgiformes; Caprimulgidae. Gene Ontology annotation, biological process: intracellular signal transduction; adenylate cyclase-activating G protein-coupled receptor signaling pathway; cAMP biosynthetic process. The annotation marks the transcript as partial. The transcript is spliced from 3 exons.